Molecule: messenger RNA, 2286 nt
Organism: Elgaria multicarinata webbii
Lineage: Eukaryota; Metazoa; Chordata; Lepidosauria; Squamata; Anguidae
Gene: DONSON
Product: DNA replication fork stabilization factor DONSON
Exons: 10
Coding region: 100-1848 (582 amino acids)
Biological process (GO): nuclear DNA replication
Cellular component (GO): nucleus
Source: RefSeq, a predicted model, not a curated record
GCCCUGAGGCGGCGCCUCCGCAUUACGCGCGCAAUUCGUAGCGCGCUGAGAACAGCCGCUGACGGUGGGCACUGUUCUCGUGGCUCCCGAGUGUUCGCGAUGUGCUCCGUGGUCCCCGGUUACUCUCCUGGCUUCAAGAAGCCCCCCGAGACUCUGCGGCUGAAGAGGAAAAGGUCUUGGAGGAGCGGAACGACACGGGUCUCUGGCGAGUCUGCCGCCGCUCCAGCCCACCGGGACUCCGCUCUCUCCCCUCGGCCCUUUCCCGGGAGCCGUCGUAGGCGCAACCCUUUCCUGAGCGUGGAGAACACCCCGCGGCCCCCGCCGGAGUCCACGCUUCUCCAUUCCCCUACUCGGAAAGCAGCGGGCGUGGAGUGGCUAGUGGGCCAGAGCGACACGCGCGACUCUCCCAGCCGACAGUUUUUAAAUGAUCUUCAAGAAGACAGUUCUAUCUGGAAAGAAGAAUUUUCUGAAACAGCAGCUGUUGACUCAUUACCUAAUGACCCAUAUCUGACCACCCCCAAUACUGAUGAUUCUUCCUCACCAAGUUAUGAAUUCCCUGCGGACUGGAGUAUUAAAACUCGCCUUCUGUUCACCUCUUCUCAAUCCUUUGCAUGGGCAGAUCACAUAAAAGCACAAGAAGAAUCCCAAGGUUAUGUCCAGCAUUGUAGAGCAACAUUAAUAAACUUGCCUCAAAGUAUUCAGGAACCAAAGCUCUCCACCGAACUCCGAUGUGCUUUCCAGCAAAGCCUUGUUUAUUGGCUUCAUCCUUUCCUGCCAUGGCUGCAGUUAUUCCCCCGUAUUGGAGCAGACAGAAAAAUGGUAGGAAAAAAUAAUCCUUGGUCCUAUGAUGAAGCGCUCCAACAAGUUCUCAUGAGUGAAUGGUCUCUCAGUUUUACCUCCCUUUAUAACCUGCUGAGAGCCAAGCUGUGUCCCUAUUUCUACGUUUGCACUUACCAGUUCACUGUGCUGUUCCGUGCAGCAGGACUUGCCGGAAGUGAUACGAUCACUGCGUUAAUUUCUCCCACAACCAGAGGUUUAAGAGAAGCCAUGAAAAGUGAAGGUAUUGAAUUUUAUUUACCAUUCCAAGAAGUUAGAAAAAGGAAAUGGAAUACUUUGGCAUCCCACUUAGAGACGGGACUUGCUGAUGAUUCUGACACAACAGGAAAGGAUGCUGAGAAUAAAGAGGAACAAGGAAUGAGUGGUGAUGAUGAUGAAGAUGAUGAUGAAGGAUUUUCAUGGUUGGAAGAGAUGGGAGUUCAAGACAAAAUUAAAAAGCCAGAUACAAUUUCUAUCAAACUCAGUAAAGAAAGAAAUGAGGUACAAAUGGAUCACAAGCCUGAAUCGGUUGUGUUAGUGAAAGGAACCAACACAUUCACAUUGCUAAACUUCUUGAUAAAUUGUAAGAGUUUGGUGGCUUCUGCAGGCCCUCAGGCUGGCAUCCCUCCAACACUGAUAUCGCCUGUUUCUUUCAGAGGUGCAACUAUGCAGACACUCAAGGCCCGAAGCAUAAAUGUGAGAACGCAAGUCAAUGCACAUUACAAAGAUGCAUUUAGCUUGGAGAUAGUGGGCCCCGUCAUGCCUCAUUCUCUACAUUCUUUGUCCAUGCUGCUCAAAUCUGCUCAGAAUGGAUCUUUUUCUGCUGUAUGUUACACACAUGAACCAACAGCAGUAUUCAACAUAGGCAUCAGCGAUGAACAGAGCAUGAAGAAGGAAUCCGUUAUCAAAGGCCUUUACAAGUGUGGAUUGCACCCGAACACUUUGGAUCAACUUUCUCUUUAUCCAACAUUAGGAAAGUCUUCAAUAAGGCUUCUAGAAAUGAACGAUUAUAUCUAUACAUGGAAAAUCUAAGCAAGAAAUAUCAGUCAAUGGUAAGAAUUGCCAUUUGUGUUCCUAAAUUGCUAUUAUGCCCAUAUAAAAUGGCUUACCAGGAAGACCAUCUUCUAUUUAACGUGCGUAUCUUUUAGACAAAUUCUGCUCAGUAGAUUAGCUUUCAUAAACUGAGUUAAUGAAAAUGUCUGUUCAGUCGUAGACCCCCACAGCCCUGCCCAAAUUUGCUGGUGUGGCAGCAGCAAAAUCAGGCUUCUGGGAGCCUGAUUUUGCUUUAGAACAAUGCAUGUGUUCCCUGUGUACCUUGUAUUCAAGCAAAAUUGCUGUGUGGGGGGUGGGGUGUCCAAUGGCAGCAGGAACUGUAUGCUAUCUGUAUUGCCCACCCUCUCUCACACACUUAUUUUUUCAAGUUUGUAACACCUGAUUUGUAUAGAUUUUAAAUUAAACUUUAUAACAAAA